Molecule: messenger RNA, 673 nt
Organism: Ceraceosorus guamensis
Lineage: Eukaryota; Fungi; Basidiomycota; Exobasidiomycetes; Ceraceosorales; Ceraceosoraceae
Exons: 1
Coding region: 56-499 (147 amino acids)
Source: RefSeq, a predicted model, not a curated record
GCACAUCUGAGCUCCUGCACCGCGGGUCUGCUGUACAGAUGCAUCAUACCGUUGCAUGCGCAUGCGCGCUGCACUCUCGCUGCUGCUGUAUGACGCUGCAUGGAUGGCCCUGCUGCUGACUGCUGCUGUCAGCUGGCGCGUUGCUGCUGCUGCUGCUGCAGGCCGCCAUGCGAUCAGCAUGGAGGUUGAGGUUGAGGUGCGCGGUGCUCAUGCGAUGCACGCCGGCCCUAGCCUAGCUGCCGCGCGCCCCUGCCCUGCGGUUGAUGAGCAAGUCAACCAACCGGCUCGUCAAACUCCGCCCGCGCAGCAUCGGCAGCGUCGAUUCACGAUUUGCAUCGCGAGACGAGACGACGACAGUCGUCAUCCCCGCUCCCCGCUCUCCGCUCGAUCAGCUCUCCUUGCCACCGACAAUCACGAGUUUAAGCCUCGCGAGGCCGCUUGCUCAUCGACCCUUCGCGCCUUCUUGGUGGCAAGUAGCGGCCCAUCCUCAUCAUCUUAGCAUAGUAUACGAGGCCUUUUCAACCACGGGCGACUCAUCGGGCGCCAAGUAUGCACGCUUUGCCUUCACGACACGCGACGUGCGCCUUCUGAAAUUGUUCAACGACGACCAUCAUCAUUCCCCUUAGAGGCACCUAAGGCACCCCCUUUAUCAUUAGAAAUCGGAGACUUCGCG